UUGGAAACAGUGAAGCAGAAAGUUUCUCACCCCUCGAUUUAACGGAUUUUUCAAAUUCAAAAUAACAGGCGUUGAAAUAAAGUUUUGAAAUUUUCUCAAUUUACAAUUUAAUUAAAUUCACUAAGAAUCGUAUAUUUUAAUCAGUUUAAAUAUGUCAGAAGUAGCCAUUAAGGUUGCUGUGCGUGUUCGACCUUUCAAUCGACGUGAAUUGGAACAAAAUCAGAGAUCAAUAAUUCGAGUUUUGGACAAUCAGUCGCUAAUAUUUGAUCCAGAUGAAGAUGAGGAUGAGUUUUUCUUUCACGGAACUAAGCAAACUCACCGAGACAUUACGAAAAGAGUCAAAAAGAAGCUCACAAUGGAUUUUGAUUCAGUCUUUAACGAAGAUUCCGUUAAUCAAGAUAUAUUUGAGAAUUGCAUGAAGCCACUAGUUUGUUCAGUUAUGGGUGGAUAUAAUUGUUCAGUUUUCGUUUAUGGUGCCACCGGUGCUGGAAAGACUUAUACAAUGCUUGGCAGUGACGAAAUUGCAGGAAUAACUUUUUUGACAAUGCAAGAACUCUUCAGACAAAUUAAUGAGUAUAGUGAGGAACGACGAUUUGAUAUUGGAAUAUCAUAUUUAGAAGUUUAUAAUGAAAAUGUCAUGAAUUUAUUGACUAAAACCGGUCCGUUAAAGCUACGCGAAGAUGCAAAUGGUGUUGUUGUUAGUGGACUUGUACUUAAACAAAUUCAUAGUGCUGAAGAGUUGAUUGAAUUACUGCAUUUAGGUAAUCGUAAUCGAACACAACAUCCUACAGAUGCAAAUGCUGAAAGUUCACGUUCUCAUGCAAUUUUCCAAGUCCAUAUUCGUAUGGUUGAUAAGAAAACAAGCCAGAAGAGAACUGUAAAGUUAUCAAUGAUUGAUUUAGCAGGCAGUGAACGUGCUCAAAGUACGAAAUGUAAAGGAUUAAGAUUCAAGGAAGGUGCUAAUAUCAAUAAAUCAUUAUUAGCUUUGGGAAACUGCAUUAAUAAAUUAGCUGACGGAUGUAAACAUAUUCCAUAUCGUGACUCGAAUCUAACGCGUAUCCUUAAAGAUAGCUUGGGUGGAAAUUGUCAGACUUUAAUGAUUGCUAAUGUUUCUCCAUCUUCAAUGACAUUUGAGGACACGUACAAUACAUUAAAAUAUGCAAGUCGUGCUAAAAAGAUCCGUACUACAUGCAAACAGAAUGUUAUGACUACAAACAUGCCUAAAGAGUUCCUUUUAAAGAAAUGCAAUGAUCAGCAAGCUGAAUUAGAGAAAUUAAAGGCAGAGCUUGAAAAGUAUAAAGAACGCACUAAGAUGCUCGAGACUCAAAUUAUGGAUAAUAAUACAGUUGUAAGCAUGAUAAAGGAAUCGAAUGAAGGAACAAAUGACAGGAUGAAUUCAAUUGACUUGACGAAAUGGCACGCAAAGAUUGACACAAUUUAUUCAGAAUUCAGAAAAGUACGGGAAAGGUGCUACAAGCUACAGUCCACUGAAAAGUUCCUUAAUUUACGAAUCAAGUUUAAGGAACAGUAUGAGUUGGUGAAGAAGAUUAUAAAGUUGGAUGGUGCAUGCCUAGAUAUGGAUCUCUCAAAAUUAGACAAGACGAUCGAUAAGUUUACUAAGGAGAUAGCAAGAAAGAAUGAAGACUUGACAAAAUGGACAAAACGUUUCUCAGACAUCAUGAGAGCAUUAGAAUGCUUAAAAGCUGAAAUACGAGAAGAAAAUCUAUACAAUGAAUUGGAGAUGUAUUUAAAGAAGAAGCAUACAGAAGCAGAGAAUGCAAAAUUAGUCAUGAAAAUUGAUCACAUGAAUAAAGUAAAUAAUGAAUAUAAAAUUGAGACGGAAAAUCUUACAAAUAUCAUCACGAAGGCAUGUGAGGUCAUUCAAGAGAAUUAUCUUCUGUUACGUUCGAUGGGUGAACUUGAUAAUGCGACACUCGAUAAGUUCCAAAAGAUUGUGAAAUUGUUACAAGGUCAGCGAUCUGUGAAAUUCGCUGAAGAUGACAUCACACUCAAUCAUAUAGGAACAGAAGAUAAUUUGACAUUCCAGCACUUGGACAUAUCACAUUGCAAUGAAAAUCAUCUUCAGAGUCCAUCGGUUAUGUCGAGGAAACGUGUGAAUGGAGAUGAAAAUGAAUUGGACGAUUUUGAAACUAAAAAGUCAAAAAACGACGAUAUUUUCGUAAAGCCUAAGGCACUGAAAGCAAUUAACUUUGAUAAUGUUAAGGCAAGUGAUAUGAAUUCGACUUUUGAUAUGGAUAUUCAGCCUUUGAAGAAUCUGCCUGGUCCCAGCAGAAAUAGAGUUCCAACAACAUCAACAUCAGCAAGUUUGAAAGCUAUUAAGCAAUCAAAGCCAGCCCCAAAAUACGCACUGUCCAUAAACAAGGAGAAUACAAAGAAAUUCAGUCCAACAAAUCGCAUCAAAAAACUGCCGAGAACUCCAAACCGGCUUGCCGGAAGUAAAGCACCAGCAUCUCUGGCGCACCGUCCAAUGCUUGUAAAAUCAGCAGUUUCAUCAUCCCUUACGACUAGUUCUGAUAAAUUUAAGGCAACUAGAAAAUAGCUCUGAUCACAUUUUUUUUUAAUUUGAGAAUAUCUCUCUACAAAGUAUUUAGUUUUAAAUUAUGCAUAAAGUUUUAAUCAUGCGAUAUAUAUAUAUAUUUUGGAAAAAGACUUAUAUUAAAAAAUAUCGGAAAUAAUAUAUUUUACUGCCUAGAAAUUUACAGAAAACUAAUUAUUAGCAUUCUAAUGCGAUACUCACAUAUUUGCGGAUACUAAAA
Molecule: messenger RNA, 2777 nt
Organism: Chironomus riparius
Lineage: Eukaryota; Metazoa; Arthropoda; Insecta; Diptera; Chironomidae
Source: the annotation of a GenBank genome assembly